GCGGUGUUUGUGUACGUUCGUCAGAAAAUGUUUUACCUGAAUGUCUGUGCGAUCAAGGUUUCGGGGGUGCAGACUGUAGCAAGUUACUAUGUCCUGGCAAUCCUGCUGUAACAACCGUGGAGAUUGUAUACUAGAAGAUGGUGAUCGUGUCCCCCAUUGUUCAUGUCGACAUAACUUUGUUGGACAAGCCUGUGAACUGUGUGCCAGCCGGUAUACAGGAGCAAAUUGCGAGGAAUGUGUGUAUGGAUAUAUCGGUUGGCCUAUUGGAUGCAACGUCAGCUGUUUUCAUGGGAACGCAUCUGGGAUAAAAGAGAAUAAUUGUGUAUGUCAUAAUGAUAGCAGACUUGGUUAUUGGAGAGGUGACGAUUGCGCGACAUGUCAAGAAGGUUGGGACCAACCUGAUUGCACGAGCUGUGACGUAACACAUGUUGGAGAGAGAUGUGAUAUUUUAUGUUACACUGAGCAUGCGAUGUACGCAGAUCCGAGAGAUGGAGACGAUGGAAAGCUACCUGUAGUACCUAUACUAAAUUGCAUCACAAACCAAUCUCAAGAUACCAUUCUAGCAUGGUUUGGCUACCAUAACAGAAAUCCACAUAAUGUUUAUCUCGAUACCGGACCACUUAAUUCCUUUAGCUCGCCGUCACCGUCCAUAGAACCUGGAGGAGAGUUAGGAUUUCUUAAAAUGUCUUCAGGCAAAACAGGGAAUACGUAUCCAGUGAUUAGGAAAGAUUUGGGGCAGCCAAGGAAGUUUUUAACUGGAGAAUACAAGAAAGUAUUUUCAGUGAACUUAAAGAGGUCAGUGCCUGUCGUCUGGACGUUGGAGUAUCCAAAAUCUAACACAAGAUUGUUUGUUAAAUACGAUCCAAAUAAGAAACAAUAUCCAUCCUGUUCUGGAAUUAAAAGCACAACACAAAUGGAAAUAAAACAAUGUCUGUGCCGUAGAGGUUUCUGGGGUAUAAGUUGUGACAAAGAAUGUCCUGCUGGAUCGUCCUCUCCUUGCAAUGAUCACGGCAGUUGUAACAAGACCACCGGAAAAUGUGUUUGCGAACAAAGAUGGCGUGGUGACAUGAAUUGUUCUUCCUGUUCUCCGGGAUGGACUGGUAAGGACUGUUCCGUUGUCGUCAAUAAAGCUGCAAAUCUCAGCGCAAUCUGCACAGGAUAUGGAGAUUUCAUUACGUUGGAUGGUGUUGGUUAUAGUGUCAAAGGAACUGGCGAGCAUAUCCUGUUUUCAUCAGUUGAUUUGGAGAUUAAAAUAAACAUCGUGCCAUGUUACGGAUCUGAAAGAUGUAUCGACGCUGUCGCUAUGAUAUUGAUGUCAUCUCUCAUGACGAUUCAUGCGCCGAAUGAGGAUGGUGGUGAUCCAACAUUAUGGAUUGACAGAGUGCAAGCAUUUUCUCUUAAAACCGUGUUCAACUCAAAUCAAAACACAUUUACUGUUGAAAGAUUAUCAAGGGGAAGUUUUAAAUUCUACUCUAAACAUCUAAUUCUUGAUAUCAGAAUUUCUGGCCGCUAUCUUGACCUCGCCAUCAGUUUAACCGACAAAACAUGGUGUUUGCAUAGCAAAGGUUUAUGGGGAAGCUGUGAUGGAAAUAGAAUAAACGAUUUCACCCUAAAGAACAGUGUCAACAUUUCCCGAAAUUUCUCAAAUAUCGACAUGAUUUCCCAACAUUUUAUCGAAGUUUUUGUUAGUUCUUGGAGAGUGUCUGGUGAUUCAGUGUUUGGAAAUAACAAAGUGAAAGGGCCUGGCAUGAAAACUGAAGCAAGGUAUUGUCUUCGUUUUCGUGAUAGUGGUGUUACGUCCAGAAACCUGUUUACAUUGGCUGGUGGGGAUGUUACCAUUGAAAUGAUGGUAAAAUCUGAUGGUAUUGAUGGUACUAUAUUGUCAUAUGCAGCUACGUCAACUCUAGCAAUCGUUCUCAAGACAACCGUAAAGAUAAUUUAUAACACGCAGGAAUUUGACACGUUCUUGAACAUGCAACAAGACCGUUGGUAUUUGAUCUCCUUGAUCUGGCUGAAAAGUAACGGAAUUAUCCAGUUUGUUCUAAUUGAAGACUCGGGGAAAACCCAUGUUAGAAAUUUCCCAAUGCGAAAUCAUCAAGAUAUCUUACAGCCAGGCGGAACUCUAAGCCUCGGUUACUGGUUCCCUUCAGGAGGAACUGCUGGGAGCUCUGUUCCAGGAGCUUUCGUUGGGGAAGUGGACGAAGUUCGAAUAUGGAAUAAGCAAAGGCUUGUUACAGACAUUGUUAGCUCACGAUCUAUGCUUUUAGAUUGUGCAUCGAAAGGUCUUGCAAAUUUGUGGCGCUUUGACGAAGGUCAAGGUAGCCUAGCCACUGAUUGCGUUGCAGGAGCUCGUUUCAAUUUCCCCACUCAAGCGCAGGGACCAACAUGGAUGUACUCUAGUGCAAACCUUGAAGUGCAAAGUCUGAUCACGAGUGUUGUAAAUGUGAAUGAAGGGCUUUCGUUGGAAAAGAUCUGCGAGGAUGAGAUAUUCGGUGGCAACAAAAAGUGUCGUGUUUUGAAUGCUGACAUCAAAAUGUUUUAUACUUUGGCAUGUUAUAAAUUGGUUGUGAGCGGUGGGGGGUUGAAGGAGCGAGUUUGGAGCGUUUUUACGUACUUGGAUUAUUGUAAAACAAGCUUAGGUUUAUCUCAUUGGCCUGGAAGUAAAUAUUGUGAUGAAAUACGAAAUCUAGAGCUACCGAGUUGGGUAAGUUUACCUUGUCAGACUGACUGCGCGUUUGGAAAUAUCGUUAAGAAUGCAAGCUGUCAAUGUCAACGUGGGUUCUAUGAUGGAACAUGCUCUCAAGAAUGCCCCGGAGGUUAUGCCGACCCUUGUGGAGGUUUCAGCGACUGUAACAAGGCUUCUGGAACAUGUAGUUGUCCGUUAAAUGCAAAUGUUAGUAGUGAUUGUAAGACUUGCUCUUCGGGUUGGACUGGGGAGAAAUGUUCUGUUGCAAUUACGAAUUUUGCGAGAGAGCAGAAAACGAUUCCUGUAUGUCAGAGUUUCGGUGGUGGACACUUUACGACAUUUGAUGGAAGUAAUUACGACUUCAAAACCCCUGGAGAAUUUUAUUUAAUACGAUCGAAAGGCUUCAUCGCACAAAUACGCCACGAGCCUUGCAUGAACUCAAGCAGAUGCGUCACAGCGAUUGCUUUGGCACUUGGGAAGAGCAAUAUUACAUUGCGUGCGUCAUAUGAGGAAAAGGGAAAACCAUUGUUAUAUAUCAAUCAAUAUAAAUCAGACUACACAAUACGGCACGACAUUGGGGGAGGAUAUGUGUUCAAUCAGGAACAACUAGGCUUAUUCGGGAUAACACGUGGUAAAGAUCGUGUACUUCAUGUUAGAGCUCAAGACACGUUUUUGAUAUUUAGUUUAUAUAGCAGUGUAAAAACGUGCUGGAAUAUCUCAGGUUUGUGUUCAUCUUGUGAUAACAACACUGCGAAUGAUUUUGAAACAACAAAUCUACGCAGAAGAAAAAGAUCAACUGAUGCUCGAACAGAAGACAUUUCAGCAUUCGAAAAACGUUGGAGUGUACUUCCACCUGAUUCUAUGUUUGUUUACAAGGAAGAGGAAGAACGUAAAAUGUCACUGUCAGAAUAUUGUCUGCAGUAUAAUGGAACAGCGGUUGACACUAACACAAUAUAUGGCUCAUUUACAACUAGUGAGGAUGUAACACUCGAGUUCUUUGUCAAAAUAAAAAAGCAUGGUGGGACGAUUUUAUCGUAUGCCUCUGUAAAUACGUUCGGAAUCAUUAAUGACGUGACGAUAAAGAUUCAAUUUUCACGUAAUAUCGUUGAUACUGGAAUAAGGUUGACCACUGGUCAGUGGUAUUGGUUAACUAUUACAUUCAGUAAGCGUACUACGAUCAUGAACGUGUAUUGCUUGGAUGCCAGUGGUGCAAUGAAUCAACGGACAAUGCUUGUACCAUAUGCUUUGUAUUCAAGUGGUGGAGUGCUGGCUAUUGGACACUGGCAAACGACGGGAAGUGGUGCUACUGAUGUUAAUAGAAAACCUUUUGUUGGUUACAUUGACGAACUCAGGAUCUGGGAUGUAAUAAUUGAAGCAGCGGCGAUCGAACAAAGCCGAGAUCGUUUUAUUAAAUAUCAGGUUCCUGGUCUGGUCUCUUUGUGGCUGUUCGAUGAAGGUUAUGGAACUGUUGCGCGUGAUAUAAUUGGUGGUUACGACUUUCGCUUGCCACACGAAGUGAGAGCUCGUCCACGUUGGGUAUUUAGUUAUGCUCGUAUUAGUCAACCUGAAGCACCUCUCGAGAACAUAAUCUGGACCAACGAAACUUUGAAAAAGGAUGCAGAAAAUCUCUGUAAUAAUUUUAUAAUGAAAACUUUAAACAGUGGCGAAUGUGGUAAUGUGUUGGGACUGGCGCAUGCUCAAAAUUAUUACAUGCGUUGUUUGGACGAUGUAAAAAAUUCUGGUGAGAUAAAAUCAGCAUUUCAGUCUGUCGUAAGCUAUGCGGAUUAUUGUCAAAGCAUUUUGCAACUAAAGACGUGGCCUCUUGAUCGGUUCUGUAAUAAAAUACCCAAGGCGUAUGUGGGCAUUAGGAAAGGUCCGCAUUGUAAUGUCACAUGUGUGUUCGGUGAUGUCAUUUCGGGUAAAUGUGUUUGUCAUACUGGAUACUGGGGUGAUGAUUGUUCAGCUGUUUGUCCCGUGGGUGCUAUUAGGCCAUGUAAUGGCAGAGGGUUGUGUGAUCCGAAGACUGGAAAAUGCUCAUGUGAUUACAACUGGCAGGGAAGUGAGAACUGUUCCAAGUGUACCCCAGGUUGGGAGGGAAACGAAUGUACUGUUGUAUCAACAACACAUGGAAACACAUCAUCUGUGGGAUUAACUGGCGGUCAUUAUCAAACAUUCGACGGGGUAAAGUUUACAUUCCUCGCGACUGGGGAGUUCAGAAUCAUACAAAGUUCAGAAAUGGUCGUACAUGUUCGUCAAGUGCCUUGUUUUAACGGACGUUACCGAUGCAUUGAUGGUAUUGCCUUCUUACUGGAUAGCAAAGUGGAAUUAGUAUUACUAGCCACGGUGCCUGGAACAGAAACAGAAACCCCUGUAAUUUGGUUAAACAAGAUGAGAGUAGAACUCAACGAAAUUUCCACUUCAGUUGGUGAAAAGUUUACUUUGGUUAAAACUACAUCAGUAACUCUGGAAUUGCGUUCGUUGGUUUAUAAAGUGAUCAUAAAAAUAAGAUUGGCGGAGAGUGGACUUCAGUACAUUAUUGUUGCCCCGAAGGAAAUAUGCGGAAAAUCUGUCGGUUUGGGUGGUAGUUGUGAUGGCUUACGUGCAAAUGAUCACAAUGAUUCCUCGGGAACACAAUUGGAAAAUCUUUUCCGAGUUCUUCCUUCAUCAAGUCUCUUUUCUGCUGCAAUUGGUUACAAGGAUUUUUCGAGCGUUUUUACUGGUGCGGAGUUUGCUUUAAAAUUUAAUGGUGUAGGAGUAACAACGGAUUUAAUUGGUGAAGUAUUUACUGAGAACUACGUAACAUUAGAAUUACUAUAUCUCAGUGAUGAUGGAAGUGGAACAUUAUUUACGUACAGCAAAGAAAUUACCUUCUCAAUUGUUUUGUUGAAUCGAGAGUUUUGUUUAAAAAUAAACGACAUGGUUAAUCACACAGGAAUUACAACAACUCUUGGCAUCUGGAACCAGAUUGCCGCGGUGUACCAUCGUGAAACAGGACUCUUGUAUUUUUACCACUUAAAUAGUCAUAGGCACAUGAUUGUCAAGUCGUUCUUCGUGCGACGAAAUAUGUUUAGGACUGGAAGUAAAAUCGCAGUUGGACAGUGGAUCCCAGGAGAAAGUGUAGUUUUGUCCUCCUCACAGGGCUUCCGAGGAAAGAUAGACGAGGUUCGUAUUUGGAAUAGACAGUUCUCUGGACCAGAUAUUAGAUCUUCCUGGGGAGUGAACAUUCAAUAUUCUGCUAAAAACCUUGCAAUUCUCUGGAAAUUCAACGAAGGUCGAGGUUUGUUGAUAAAGGACAUUAAAUCUCAUGUUCAUUUGUAUAUUCAAGAAGUCCGCCACACAGUUGAAUGGAUUUAUGGCACAGCGAAGGUGACAAUAUUGCAGAUAGCUUCACCCGUUGCUUCUAACAAAGUGAUUGAUUGGUGUACAGGAAAUAUUCUCAACUCUCCAGUCGGACUAAUUUGCCGACGUCUUGGUGUCCCGAGUCAAACUGUUUAUUAUCGUACGUGCUUGGAAGUGUUAUUAACGAGUGGUGACAUAGCAACUGGUGUGACCAUUGUUGUUGCUUAUUCAGAUUACUGUCAAGUUUCUCUUGGUCUUACAUCAUGGCCUGCACGUUCUCUUUGUAAUAACCCAUCAUUCCCCUUGACGCCACAUAUCCCAUGGACUGGUUCAGCUUGUCAACAAGCUUGUUACUUUGGUACAAGAACCGUACACCGCUGCUCUUGUUUACCAGGAUUUUACGAUACAGAUUGCUCACGUGUGUGCCCAGGUGGCUUUGCAAAGCGUUGCUAUGGAAAUGGUGCGUGCUCUCAAACAACGGGCCGCUGUUCAUGUAAUUAUAAUUGGUAUGGCUCAUCUUGUAACCGUUGUAGACCAGGGUUCUAUGGAAUCGACUGUUCCUUAAACGUUGGAGGCUUCGUAUCAUCAGGACUGAAGACUUCUUUAUCUUUAUCCGGGAGUGGAAAUUUCAUUGGAUUAAACGGUGCUGCUUGGACCUACCGUGGUGCAGGUGAAUUUGAUGCAAUUGUUUCUAGAAGACUCGGUGUUAGUGUUCAACUUCGGCAAGUGACAUACGGUAGAGGAGUUGCAGUUCGUUGUGUUAGAAUUCAAGCAAGUAAAGGAGUACUCGAAAUCCACAGCGGAGUUCGAACAGGAGUUAUAAUUACCUUUAAUGGAAAACCUAUUGAUCGCACCAAAAACAUCGUAAUCGGAUCUGGCUUUGUUUACAGCAAACGUUCCCACAAUAAACUAGAAAUCAACGGACCUGAAGGUUUCUCUAUGUUUCUCUACUACAGAAAAGUUUAUUUUGGUGUUCAAGUCAGCAUGGAUAAAUCAUUCUGCCGUGACUCAUGUGGUGUAUUUGGAAAUUGUGGGGAUUCAAAGAAUGUUAAUUGCACAUCAACUGGAUUACUAGAACGCUAUAACAAGGCACGAAUAAGCCAACAGGAUAUUGAUGAGUUUAUGAACACAUGGUUAAUUCCUAGAAAUGAAAGCCAAUUCCAAGACGUUCUCGCAGUUGCCAAAGAGACCGUUAGCAUUACAGCAGCUGGCACGUGUUUGUACUUUUUCCAAAAUGCUAUCAUCACACCGCCAUUUGUGGACGUAUUUCAUGGAAACUAUGUCACCAUGCAGUUUUAUAUUAAAGUUAACGACAUUGAUACAGAGGGAACUAUCUUGUCAUUCGUCUUAAAUACGAAUUUCGCUCUUAGAAUAAACGGAACAUUGAGGAUUCACUUUGGUGUAAAAAUGUACGACACAAAUAUAUAUCUAGAAAUUGCAAAAUGGAACCAUAUCACGUUUGUUUACCAACGUGUGGUUGGAAUACUUGAAGUAUAUGUUCGGCAUUCUGAGAAAGCAAUGAUGACGAAGGUAAUAAAAAUUGGAUUAGGAGCUUUUGAACCUGGGGGUAAGCUCGCCCUAGGUCUAUGGCAGGCUACAACAGAAGUAAUCACUGCUCCUGGAGGAUUUAUUGGUUGGAUUGAUGAGUUGGUUAUUUGGAAUAAACGUUUUGAUAUCACGCUGAUUAACAACUAUAUCCGAGUGAGUAUUGUGAAAAGUAUCGACGGUAUUUUAGGGUUAUGGAAGUUCAAUGAAGGAACAGGGUUGGUUGCAAAGGAUCUUGUUGGGUCUUUACAUUUCCAUCUUCCGGGAUCUCCGUGGAGUUCGCCAUCGUGGGUGCCAUCUGAUCUCUACAUCGCUGUUCAGUCUGGAGGAAUAUCUAGAAUUGAGGCAUCAGACAAUAAGACCGAGUCAAUUUGUAGAAAAAUAUUCAAUUCGAAGUCAUUGAAUGAUUCAUGUGGGUCGAUGGAUGAACGAAAAGAAUUUUCUUACCAAUCGUGUGUGCAAGAUGUUCUCUCAAGUGGUAUGGUUGACGCUGGAAAGGAUUCUGUGAUGUCGUUUGCGAGAGAAUGUCAGAUUGCACGAAAUCUUACCACUCUCCCUGGGAACGACUUGUGUGACGUCUUUACUGACGAACGUUACGAUGAUUGGUCUGGAAAUAAGUGUGACGUCAUAUGUAUUUUUGGUACUAUCCAGAACAGCACUUGCCGCUGUGAUGUUGGAUAUUGGGGUGUCACGUGCUCGCGGGAAUGUCCCGGGGGAGCUUCAAAUCCCUGUAACAAACGCGGAACAUGUGACGUCAUGUCUGGUGUAUGUACAUGCAAUUGGAAAUGGCGUGGUGAUUUUGGUUGCAGCCGAUGCACUCCUGGAUGGAUGGGAAGUGCUUGUGCAAUAGCCAUACCCAAACCUCUUCGACCUACGCCGACUGUGACUGCGAUUGCCGGACCAGGUGGAAUACUAAUUGCGGGUGACGGGACAACGAUUCGUUUGAAUAGUGUCGGGGAGUUUACCGUUUUGAAAGGUGGGAAUAUUGAUGUCCAAGUACGCCAAGUGCCUUGUCGUGAUGGGAAAUCUGUGUGUUUAAAUGCUGUUGGUGUUUCUGUCGGAUCCACUAGAAUAAGUAUUCAUGCCCCGUACGAAGAUGGAGAAGAUCCUGUUAUCAUGAUCAACGGAACUAAUAUUGGUACGGUCGGAAAAAGUCAAGCAGAUAAAGCUGGAGUUAAUGUUAGUUUUCCGGGUCCAAAUGAAGUAAAAAUUGAUGGUGGAGGUAAAAUUGCAAUUCGAGUAAACAUCAAGGGACAACAUAUGACUUUAGAAUCUACCACGUCGACAUCAUUGAAUAAAAAACUAGGCGGUCUUCUCGGCUCUUUUAAUAAUACAUCCGCAAGCAACGAAUCCGUUCCUUCUUUAAAAGAUGUACUUAAUGCGACUAAUUUCGACGUAGCUGUUCGUAAAGUGUUCGGGAUAUCCUCCUCGUCACAACGGACGAUCGUAUUAGAUAAGAAGCGGCAUGAAACUGUUCUGGUUUACGGUGGUGGAUUUUCCCUGUUUUUCAAGUUCACAGCGAUAUUUUCAAAACCAGUUACAAAUUUGUUCAUCGAAAAUGUAAUAACUUUAGAAAUGAUGGUAAAGAUGAAUUGCGAACCUUCAAUUUGUGGUGGACCAAUAUUUUCCUAUACUUCCUUUGAGACAGUCUACAUAUCCACCUACUCCACCCUAAGAGUGAUCAUCGGUACAAACAUGUAUGAUUCAGGUUUGCAAGUUCAGGUAGGACACUGGAAUCAAAUUACAAUGACAUUCUGGAGUUUAAGGCUUGAGAUGUCGCUUUGCCUCACGUUAUCCCAGGGUACAUUACUUUGUAAGUCCUUCAAAGUUUUCACAAAUCCUUUUCUGACCGGAGGAACUAUUGUUAUUGGCGCAUGGCAACCUUCUCCUAAUGGACGGCUGGGACUCGUGCCCACGACAACUUUCGUAGGGGAAAUUGAUGAAUUUCGUUCUUGGAAUCGCGCCUUUGAUUACGCAUUACUUCAACAGCAUUGGUUAGUGAAUUUAACACCAGAUAUCGAUGGUCUGACUGGGUUAUGGAAGUUCAACGAAGGAGUAGGAAAAAUUGUGAAAGAUCUUGUUGGUAAAAACCAUUUCUAUUUUCCUGGUAAACCGUGGAAUAGGCCUGUAUGGUAUUACUCAGAUUUACCAAUUCCUUAUAAAGGCAUUUCAAGGCCUGAUGUAGAAAAUGAUAUCAUUAACCAGCUCGCGAAUUCGACAUGUUCUCUGCUUUUCCAAAGUGGUCCUUUAAAAGACUAUUGUUCUAGUCUUCCUUCUUUAACACGUGGACAAUAUUACGAAAUGUGUGUUGAAACAGUUACAGAUACAGGACGAAAUACUAGCAGUUUGGAAAGUGUCUUGUUAUAUUCUGAUUAUUGCAUGAAAACACUCAUCCUCGAUCUCUGGCCAGCGCAAUCUCUUUGUAAUAAUUUCCCGGGAGAGCUGUUCCCCAAAUGGAUUGGAGAAAACUGUGACGUUCCUUGCGUGUUUGGCACGAAAGACAAAAAAGAUCAUGAGAAAUGCAAAUGCAACUUUGGAUACUGGGGAGUGGCUUGUGAUCAAACUUGCCCAGGUGGAGUUAAGACCCCAUGUACGAACCAUGGUACUUGUGAUCCAAAUUCCGGGCGAUGCACAUGCGAACUUGAGUGGAUUGGUAACGAUGACUGUUCCACCUGCGCAGCUGAGUGGACUGGGAAUGAUUGCUCGUUAGCUAUAUCAGAAGUGACUGUAGUAAGCGGAGGUAUUCGAUUUUCUGGAAUGUUUGGUUCAUCUUUAUUUACAACCCUCGAUGGUCAUAGUUUUACACUGGGUGUAAUUGGGGAAUAUUAUCUUUUCUUUUCUAUACAUGUCCAUUUUUCAGUUCAAAUUCGUUUGGUUUACUGCAAUGGUCGUUCAUCGUGCGUUAAUGCCAUCGCUUUUCGCACAGCCAGCCACACCCUAGUUCUACAUGGCCCUUAUACAACCGCUGGUUAUCCUGUUUUAUGGCUUGAUGGCUCCGUUAUCGAUUUGGAUGAGCAUCACGUGGCCACCUCAGUCUAUGGUUUCCUUCUGCAAAAAGAAUCAAUGUCUCUAUAUAUCUUUGAAUAUUCAACAUUUAAAAUAUCAAUUCGAGUACAAGGUCGAUAUCUCAGCUUCAUAUCCAAGGUUUCUGGGGUGAUCUGCGAUCAUUCGUAUGGUUUAUUAGGCUCUUGCAAUAAACCAUUUCUAGAAAGUCUGUAUCCUGGUUUUCCACUGAGUAACUGCACGGAGAAUUCGUCGGUGGGAAGAGUAAAUUACUAUGAGAUCAAGAAUGUCACAACCAAAGUUAUCGAAAAACUUGUACAGAAUGUCAAUGUUCAAGCAUGUGACAGCCUCUUCAUAUACCAAUAUGGCUCAUACCAUGAAUAUCGAAGCUCGAACGCAGGAUAUGCGCUACAUUUCCAUCAAACGGCCAUUGUCUCUGGUUUGAUACAACAGCCUUUUGAAACGAAUGAUAUUACCAUAGAGUUUUAUAUCAAAAUCAACAGCGCUGGAGUGAUUUUCAGCUACACAAGACUCAAAACAUUCGUUCUUACUGUGACUUCUACUCGUUAUACUUUCUAUUUUGGAGACAAGAAAUUUGAUACAAACAUUGCAGUACAACUUAACCAUUGGAAUCAAAUUGUAUUAGUGUUCAAAAAAAUCGGCCAUAUAUUACAACUUUACCAUUUCAACUCUAAAGGGCAGCUUACCAGACAAGAUUUUAGUACACCGGAGGACAUUUUUCCGCCUGGAGGAGUGUUAGCAAUAGGAGCUUGGCAGCCGUCUGUGGACGGAUCUGGGCCACAACUGCGAGAGUAUUUUACAGGGUUUAUUGAUGAGUUUAAAAUAUGGACAAUGAGUUAUCACCCGGCAGUUGUAAGUCAAGCAUGGUUGAGAGAGGUUGGUGUAAAUACACAGAAUUUAGGUAGACUCUGGAAGUUCGAUGAGGGAGAAGGUGUUUUUGCCAAAGAAGAUCGAACAGGAAGUGUGUUGGAUUUAGAAACAUCCCCGUGGCGUAGUCCAGUUUGGGUUUAUUCAGAACUUCACCUAAAGUCCCCAUUACCAGGAACAGCAAGCACAACUCUUCCUUGGAAUAUAACGUUUGAAAAUAUCGCUCAGUCAUUUUGUACAAAAAUUAUCACUCAAGGUCCUUUACAUUCAUCUUGUAAUCAACUGGGAACUGCUGUAUCAACCUUUUAUUUCAAAGCUUGUGUCAGUGCUAUUAUGACAGCUGGAGACAUUACUGCAUCGCUGGACAUAGUUAUCGCAUACUCAGAUUACUGUCAAGCUAUCCUAGCUUUACCCUCAUGGCCUGCAAUACAACUCUGUAAUAGAUUUCCCGGGAAGGAGUUUCCGAUUUGGUUUGGGCGUCUUUGUGAUAAAAAGUGUUAUAACAGAGAUUAUAAAGCAUCCGUUGAUUCUUGUGUUUGUCGCCAAGGCUACUGGGGCCCCGAGUGCCAGAACAUUUGCCCGGGCGGAGCAUUACAUCCCUGUAAUGAUCACGGUAUUUGCAGUCAAAAUACAGGUGAAUGCCUUUGCCAUGACAAUUGGAGUGGAUCACGUGAUUGUGGUGUAUGUGGAAUAAACUGGGAGGGCGUUGAUUGUUCAUUAGCUAUUGGAAGACACGUUUCAUCUGCUCAACUGUUUGUAUUUGCUGUGGUUGAUGUCAGUGCUUACUAUGUGACAUUUGAUGGCAUGGGAUUCCAUCUCGCUGUAGUGGGAGAAUACUAUCUUUUAAAAACACGCCUAUAUAUAGAUCAUUAUGUAACAGUUCAAGUCCGUCAUUCACCAUGCGCAUCACACAGUGUGUGUAUCGUAGCCGUCGCAAUCGAGUUAUCAAGCACAACUAUCGUCAUUCACGCACCAAUGUCAAAUCAAGGUCCACCUUUUAUUUGGGUUAACAAUAAUCAAGAAACAAUCACUCAGAAAAAUACUCGAUUUGGAACUGGUAACGCUGAACUAGUGAUAACAAAGGAUACUCGUACAGCCUAUGUUAUCAAGCACAGGGAUUUGUUUUCAUUAGGAGUUCAUGUGGUUGGUACUGCACUUUCGUUGAAUGUGGAUAUUAAAAAAACCAACUGUAGUGGAUAUGGAAUCCUUGGUGACUGUGAUGGUAACCCUGAAAAUGAUUUGCCACCCCGCAACGGAAGCGUUUCCCUUGGAAACCAGAGCUUUGCUAUUCAUAAUGUCAGCCAAGGUGAAUUGAACAAAAAGUUGGUUAAGUUUGUUGAAGUAGCUAAGAGCGAUAGCUUGUUUAUUGUUGUGGACAUUAUAUAUCCAAGAAGAACGUUGUUUACUGGUGCAAGAUAUGCCUUAAAUUUUCAACAGAAUGGCUUAAUAUCUCAGGCAUUGUUUAAGACAUUUAAAACUGGCACAGAUAUUACAAUAGAACUUCUUUUCAAAGCAUUUUCUAACGGGACUCUACUCUCUUACGCUCAUAUGAAAACAUUCGGAAUAGUAAUAGACAGUAACCUUCGUCUUGAGUUUGGUCGUGAUUGGUCAAAAGACACUGGUAUUUACAUCAAAGUGGCAACGUGGUAUCACUUGACUAUCACAUGGCAUUAUUCUCGCAAUUUAGUAGAAAUAUACGUAAUAACAAAAAAUGGCGCUAUUAAUCGUAGACAAUUCAACAUCACUGAGAAUCCUAUUUUGCCUGGUGGCAUUUUAACCCUCGGAUAUUGGGAACCUUCAUCUGGGGAUACAGAGAUUCGUAUUCACGACGUUUUUACGGGCGUUAUUGAUGAGUUACGGGUAUGGCAUCGGGCAUUUAACCCUGUUACUGCUCAACAAAAUUGGAGAAUGAAUGUUCUUCCUAACACGCCGUCUCUAUCUGGGUUAUGGAAGUUCAACGAAGGCUCAGGAGAAACAGUACACAACCUAGUUACCUCAGAACAUUUGUUCUUACCAUUGGAAGUUUGGUCCCAAUCGGCAUGGAUCCUGUCUGAUGCUGAUGUUGCUUUGAACCUGAGUAAUGUUGAACAAUCUUUCGAAAAUCAUUUUGCAAAUAACACAAUACAAGACUCGGCCAUAGCGUGGUGUAAUGAUCUGUUUUAUCGUGGGCCCUUGUAUAACCAUUGUAAAAAUCUUGGAGCAAUUGUGCAGUUCUACUAUUUAACUUGUGUUCAAACCAUUGCACGGACAUCACAAUUGCGUUCUACGUUAUCUAUUGUAGUGCAGUUCUCGGAUUACUGUAAGAAAUCAUUGUCAUUAUCCAACUGGCCUGCACGUGAAUUAUGUAAUCAUUUCGGUGAUAUCGAGUUUCCUUACUGGAUUGGUGACAAAUGUGACAUACCGUGCGUCUUUGGGCGAAGGGAUACCAAGGAUAAUAAUAAGUGUCAGUGUUACACUGGAUACUGGGGAAGUGACUGUUCUGAAGUGUGUCCUGGGGGAUACACUAACCCUUGUCACGGGCAUGGAGUGUGUAGCCCUCGUAAUGGCGUAUGCAAAUGUGAUUUAAAUUGGAAAGGUGAUGUCACUUGCUCAACAUGCAGUUCUGAUUGGUUCGGUGACGUGUGUCAAUUUUCUGCUGUAAGACAUUUGAAAAAAUUCUCAAUCGCCUCUGUUAAAGGUCAAGGUUACUUUACAACUUUUCUCGGAAUUUCCUUCCAUCUACCAAAUUACGGGGAAUUUUACCUUGUGCGAUCAAGAUCCUCACAUUUCACCGUACAAGUGCGUCAAACACCGUGUAUGUAUCACUCUUUAUACCGACCACUUUGCACAACUGGUAUCUCAAUACAGUUCAACCGUCAUUUGUUUGUCACGAUAAGAUCACGUGUAACAAAUGUGAACAUAUAUUAUCCACUUCUGUGGACCAAUGGAAAGCCGGUUAGGGUCGACCAUGUGACCUACUUUAGUUCAAGUAUACGCAUGACAAGAAUUUCGCUAAACCGUUACGAGAUCACUGGACCAAAUGGAAUGCUGAUUAUGCUAACCGUAGGACAAAGUCUCUCGUUUCGUCUGCGAUUACCGACAAUAUUUUGUAAACAUUCCACCGGAAUCCUUGGCUCUUGUUUGGAACGGUUAUCUUAUCAAAAUAUAACUGAUAUUCAAACCUUAAAUGAUGCAAUCAUAAACGGAACAGUCGACAAAUCCGAUAGCCAAUUUGUCUACAAACAGGAACAUUUUCAUGAAUUACGACAUAUUACUGGAGCCUGGUUUAAUAUGCGCAUUAUCGAUAGCCAGGUCGUCUCAGAUUUGUUGUCGCUAGGUAACCAUGACGUCAUCACGAUUGAGAUAUUUGUUAAGAUCAAGAGUUAUGGUGGUACGUUACUAUCUUACGGUAAAGAUGAGUACCUGAAAGUUACAAAUGAAAGAAAUAUACGAGUAGUGUUUGGUUCAGUUGAGUAUAAAACAGAUCUGAAAUUUGGAAUUAACGUUUGGUCACAAAUAACGUUGGUGUGGAUAAAGUCAACAUUUGUGCUUCAAGUUUAUUAUCACGAUUAUCUCGCGUCGUUUGGGUUACCUCUUCUAAGGACCUACCAGUUUAACACACAUGUAUUCCCAAUUGAAGGUCAUCUAUAUAUUGGGUCAUGGCGGGCAGGAAAAAGAGCGACAAUCCUUGUUCCAGAAGGAGACUUUAAUGGUGAAGUAGAUGAAAUUCGGAUCUGGAAUAGAAUAUCAAUUCCUGAUGUAAUCAAGCGGCACUGGAACAUCAACUCCAAAGCCUCGUUACCUGGUUUGUUACAUCUCUGGAAAUUUGAUGAAGCACAAGGACCCAGUGCAGUUGAUCCAAUUUCUGGGAAAAAAUUACACCUUCCACUCUUUAAUAAACCUGUUUGGGAUUUCUCAGACCUUCCCAUUCCAAGAAAUGAUUUAGAUCUAAAAGUAGUUUUCCAGAAUUUCACGCUCAAAGUCCUUGCUGAAGAGUUUUGUUAUUCAGUUAUAUUAGCAGGUCCUCUUCAUGACGAAUGCCAAUCACUCGGACCUGCGGUUACAGCAUUUUAUUACAAAGUAUGUUUACAGGAUGUUGCUUCAACACAAACAGUUUCCAUGGCAAUAGAGACGGUGAUUGCGUAUGCGGACUAUUGUGAAGAUGCUCUUGAUUUGAGUUUCUGGCCUGCUCGUGAGUUAUGUGAUCUUUUCCAAGGUGAAUACUUCCCGUAUUGGAUUGGACCAAAGUGUGAUAUUUCGUGUGUGUUUGGAAGCCCUGCCUAUAAAAACGGAUCCUUGGUUUGCGUCUGCGAACAUGGAUAUUGGGGACGUGCAUGCGACAGUUUAUGUCCUGGGGGAUUGUGGGAUAUUUGUAGUAACCAUGGGUCAUGUGAUCCAAAUAAUGGCACGUGUACUUGCGAUUCGAGGUGGCAAGGUGGUCUAAAGAAUACAACUUCUGGUAACGUAACUCUCACUCCAAUCCCAUGCUCGGUUUGCACAACUGGUUGGAGAAAUCAAAACUGUUCAAUUAGUGUUGAAACUGAAUACUCGAACUCAAGCUAUCUAAAGGACUCGGCCAUUUGUGUAUCGUUCGGUGAUCCUCAUGUGACAACAUUUAGCCGUGCCAGUUAUCAUCUUGGUAUAACGGGACCAUUUGAGACAUUUAGAUCCCGAUCUAGUGUGAUAGAAGUACUGCAGGUACCAUGUAAAAAUUCGCAGAGAUGUAGAAGAAUUCGAGAAAUUGCGUUGAAGACACAAUCUUUGAGUACUUCCGUGAGGAUUUCAAGAUCAGGGAAAGUCUUUAGCAAUCUCAGUUCUAGUCUGGUACAGGAUACUACAUUAAGGUAUUCGACAUCGUGGCAAGCAGUUGGUAAAGAAAGAUAUCGUUGGCUAGAUAGAAAUCGUUUGGAAAUCCUGGACAGAGACGAUACCAAAUUAACAAUAUUAGCGUACUUUGAUACUUUAGCCUUUGCCAUUGAAGUGUCUAGAAAACUGAACAGUGGUGGACAAGGAAUGUGUGGAUCAUCGAAUGGAGACUGGGAGCGAGAUAUCCUGGAGUCAAGUAAUAUGACAUCAUCAAAUAAGACAACAACAUUCUUACCACUGGAUGACUUCACACAAGCCACCCACGAUGAUUAUAUUAACAAGUUGAUUCGAGUAAAGAGCACGAGAAUGAUCACAGGAUAUGCAGUGGCAUACAGGACAGGUGGUGGAUACAUGCUGAGGCUAGGGAUAAAUUACCUAUCACUAAUCGUUGACUUCACGUAUCCAGUUCUUUCAGAGAUCAGCAUUGAACUGUGGAUAAAGUUAUCUGUGUUUGAAGCAAAGACGACAGUUGGAGGAGUACUAAAAGGGAAACGAGUCUUGUAUAGUAUAACACAAAAUGAAAAUAGUUUGACUGUCUGGUAUGACAAUCAGGUGGUUAUAAAAUGGGGGAAUCAGACAAUAAAAACGGGUUUGAUGGUAAACAACUCUCUCUGGACGCAUCUUUCGUUAACGUGGAGAAACACGGAUGGACGACUUGUUAUAAUGCUGGUAGAUAAUAAUGGUCAGGCAGAGAAGUCAAUUCACUAUGCUAUCAUGAUCAAUCAUUUCUUCUAUGUUGAUAAGGGAUUUUAUUUGGGGAAUGAUGGAAAAGAAAAACUUUCCAGUAUUGAAUUGGUUGUUGAACUUGAUGAACUUCGAAUUUGGCAGUUUGCACGUAAAGAUGAAGAUAUUAUCAGAGGAUUGAUGGUGAAGGUACAGGGCUAUAAUGCUGGAUUAAUCAUAUUUUUUGGUUUUGAUGAAGGGUAUGGCAAGACCACAAAUGGCACAUUAUUUGAACUCAGUGACAACGCUACAACAGCUGGUUUCUAUUACCGUGGAAACAAGUCCUUGGACAGAGAAAUCGUUUGCGAGAUGAAACCCAAAAGUGUAAAUCCUAUCUGGAAACCCUCAGGUGCACCUUAUUCCAACGUAGGUGAUUAUGAAAUUAGUUUUGACUCCAGGAAGUUCAAGAGUGAGGCUGAAAAUAAAUGUCAUAAAUUGUUCUAUACAGGAAAACUGUACAAAUACUGUAGUAGCAAGCUUGUCACUCAAACUUUGUUUUAUUACGAAGCCUGCCUAAUGGAUGUUGCUCAUUCAGGAAACAUAGAACACAGUAAAUUAUCAGUGAGCACCUUUGCAUUUUAUUGUCAGAAAGUUUUAGUCGUCCGCUCUUGUCACUUACAUGGCUUUUACGAUGGUUUCCUGGCUUGUGAUGUGGAAUCUGGUUUUGAAGUGAUUCAUAUUGUUUAUAUAAGUGUUGGUGGUUUCAUUCUCCUUCUGCUCAUUCUUCUGUGCAUUAUUCUGUUGUGUAAAAGACGACGAAAGAAAAAGAAAUUUAAUGAAAGCCAUGGGACAGCGGUUGGUUUGAGGGCCAUAUCAUCACCAGAAAUGUAUAAAGGUUUUGGGGAUGACGAUAGUAAUGCUGGUGAUUUAGGACAGUCUGACACAGCGAAGGAGGCAGCAUCAAAGUAUAAUCAUGGUUUACUUGAAGGCCCGGAUGAGGAAGAUAGUAGCAAAAAGUUGCAAGAAAGUUCGUUUUGAAUAAGAUUAAGUAAAUAGCUAUUUAGAUUAUAACUCUUUAAUUACACAAUUUAAUUUGACUAUAGGAGGACUUAAUUUGUCUUGAAACAUAAUUUUUAUUAAAUAAUAAUGAACAAAAUAAGUACAUAGCAAAGUGACAAUGUAGAUAUAUAAUUUGUUCGAUGUUAAAAGUUGCGCAGAACGAUGCACUAUGAAUCUGCAUGGCGCAUGAUACUCAAAUAUUACUGUAAUCACGUAUCUAAUCAGUUUCCUUAUAUAUAUGGUUUAAAUUUUAGCAAUUUGCACAACAAUUACUUGUUAUUUUAAUAUAUUUUUGUGGUAUAUGUAUAGUCUACACUUGCGUUAUGUUAUUAUUGGUCGCGAGUUGGCGGUAACAUGAACUCGAUAGAUCAGAUUCUAAUAAUCUUAUAAAUAA
Molecule: messenger RNA, 18422 nt
Organism: Dendronephthya gigantea
Lineage: Eukaryota; Metazoa; Cnidaria; Anthozoa; Malacalcyonacea; Nephtheidae
Exons: 8
Coding region: 89-18007 (5972 amino acids)
Source: RefSeq, a predicted model, not a curated record